Molecule: messenger RNA, 950 nt
Organism: Tilletiopsis washingtonensis
Lineage: Eukaryota; Fungi; Basidiomycota; Exobasidiomycetes; Entylomatales
Exons: 4
Coding region: 56-814 (252 amino acids)
Cellular component (GO): plasma membrane
Molecular function (GO): acetate transmembrane transporter activity
Source: RefSeq, a predicted model, not a curated record
CGCUCCUCUCCACCACCACCUCCCAAGCACCCUCACCCCCGCCGCAAGCUCCACCAUGUCGCGCACCCUCAAGCAGCAGAUGGGCCUCGAGGCCGACCCGCACGCGCCCGAGCACGUCAUGACCGGCGGGCAGCGCCUUACCAAGGUCUACACGCAGGGCGGCCACGAGCAGGACAGCGGCCAGCCGGGCCUGCCCACGUACCACCGCCGCAUCGCCAACCCCUUCCCGCUCUUUGCCAUCGGCAUCGGCGCCUCGCUGCUCAUCCUCGGCCUCGUCUUUGUCGAAGUGCGCGGCCUGCGCAACCCGCAGAUCUUCCUCAACAUCGGCCUACCGCUCGGCGGCGUCGGCGUGCUCACGGCCAUGGUCUUCUCCUUCGUCGAGGGCAACACGUUCCUCACCACGGCCGCCGGCUCGCUCGGAGGCCUCGUCGGCGGCGUCAGCCUCAUCUUCCUGCCGUGGACGGGUAUUCAGGCUACGUAUGUCGAGGAGGCGGGCGGCGUUGCGCCGGGCACCAUUGCCCUCUACCAGGCGCUGCAAGUCGUCUUCCUCGUCGCCUUCGUGCCCGUCUUUGCGGUCUUCGUGUCGAGCUUCAAGACGGCAGCGCCCGUCUCGUUCUCAGCCCUGCUCAUCGUCAUUGCGCUCUUCCUCCUCGGCGCCGCCUUCAAGGACUUCCCGCGCGAGAGCCUGCAGACGGCUGCCGGCGCCCUCUUCAUCGUUGUCGGCGUGUCGCUCUUCUACAGCGCCACGAGCGUGCUACUGGCGGAGGAAGGCAUCAAGUUCCUGCCCGUGCUGCCGCUGCCGCGCGGCGACUAGACGCUGCUUCUGGCUGUCUGCUGCGCCUCUUCGCCCCGUGUCCUGCAUCCCCAUCCCCCGGAGCGCAAGCCUGCCUCUCUGCCCGUGACCUGUCCCCGCGCUUGUGCGCCCCUGCUAUAUCAAUUAUUUCUCUCGA